Molecule: messenger RNA, 1542 nt
Organism: Lachancea dasiensis
Lineage: Eukaryota; Fungi; Ascomycota; Saccharomycetes; Saccharomycetales; Saccharomycetaceae
Source: the annotation of a GenBank genome assembly
AUGGGUAGGUCGCUUGCUAUCGCAUUGGGCGUCAAGCAGAUACCUAACAUCAUUCCAGUGGAUAGAGAUAGCGCGAAACAACUGUGCGAGCAAGUCCUACAGUCGCAUGGUGAGGAACCUGAAAAGAUUGCUGAAAAGUUCCUGGAGAUAUUGGGGUCUGAAGACAUUUCAUUGAACUUUGUACUUCAGUUCAAUGAGCAACUGAAUCUCAAGGAGCCCUCUGAGCCUUCGGCUAUCAAAGCAGACUCUGUUUCGUCUUCUAAAAAUUCGCACUCUACGUUAACAGCUGGCUCCUUGGAGCCUUUGAAGAAUAAAAAACCAGUUUCUACAUCAGUGGCAAAGCCUGGUAAGGUAGCUGGGUCCUCUUCCUUGCCUUUGAAGUCGAAACCAAAUCCGAAAACUGCCCAAGCUGUACAAGAGAAACCUUCAAAAAAUGCCAGACAACGAAAGCUGCAGAACCUGCACGAAAUCGACGACGUUCUCAAGGUCUUGGAGCUGGAGUCCACCGAAAGUGAUUCAAAAAAUUACAAGUGUAACUGCCAGGGUCGCAGGCACCCAUUGUUUGAAAUAGCGCCCAAUUGUCUGUCCUGUGGUAAAAUCAUCUGUGCGCGAGAGGGGCUUCAUCUAAGCGAGUGCUCAUUUUGCGGAGCGGAACUGAUGACCUUAGAGGAAAGGACUAGUAUAAUAGAUGUUUUGAAACAAGAAAGGGAAGACUUGAAGUCGUCUCACUCGCCUGUGGCAGUUGAACGGCCCAAAAAGAGCAAAAGUUUCAAGAUUAGCUCAGGCACGGGAACUAACUUGUUCUCCGAACAAGACAGGCUCUUUGAAAGACUGGAAAAGGAGAAACAACGAGAGCUUAAACGAAAGGAGGUUUUAGAUGGCAUUGGAGAAACCCAAAAGCAAAAUCCCACCGCUGCAGACGACGAUGAAGAAGAUAAGGAGUUGAGGAAUGCCCAAGACCGACUAGAAAGGCUUUUACAUUUUCAGGAUACAUCUGCCCAACGUACAAAAAUUAUAGACAACGCCAGCGACUUCAGCAUGAGCAACGAUUCCAAUAUAUGGGGCAAUGCCCAGGACCGUGCUUUAAUGCUAAAAAAGCAACAAAGGAAUGUUCGAAGAUGGGAGAAACUGGAACAAGAACGUCGUGGUCGACGCGAUAAGGUAGUUAUGGAUCUUGUCAUCGGUAAAGAUGGUAAAGUAAUUAUGAGGGAGGCUACUAGGGUUCCCAAGACAGCACAUGCAGCAGAUGAUGAAGAUGUUGAAGAUAUCAGUGAUGAAGAAGAUGCAAAGGAUUUAAGAGAUAUAGCUGGGCUGAGUGACUCACUUUCACAGUCGAAAAAGGAUGAAGAGGAUUUACUAGCAUCGAAUAUAUGGGACUCUGAAAAGGAUCGGAAACAACUCAAAAAGCCCGUAUAUGUUGGUUUCUCCGGUGAUGAGAUUGCAAAUAGCAGGUAUACAAACGAGCAAAGCAUGGGAAAUAGGGUACAAAUAAGCCAAGACAGUGAAAAUUCUCUAGAACAAAAUAUUUUGGCUGUUCUGUGA